Messenger RNA from Westerdykella ornata, 1115 nucleotides. RefSeq lists its product as uncharacterized. The coding region runs from base 103 to 987 and encodes 294 amino acids. The transcript is spliced from 2 exons. Lineage: Eukaryota; Fungi; Ascomycota; Dothideomycetes; Pleosporales; Sporormiaceae. The record is from RefSeq and is a predicted model, not a curated record.
UUUCCUCGUCAUCAUUGUCAGAGCCUGCUCGUAUCUUCUGGUCCCUCACUUAGUCGGUGGAAAUCUUCUCUGCGAUUUCUCCUCCUCGCCGGACACUUGACAAUGCCUUCUCACAGACCAAAACCAUCCGAAAUAGCUGCCGAAGCAAAGCGAAUCUACAUGCCGCACAUUGCAAAACAUUACAUCAAAGACCCUAUCACAUCAUAUCUCUAUCCGGACGCGGCAGCCCUCAAGAUAAAACCCGAAAAAAGGACCGGGCAACGCCUACGCGUUGCCGUCGUAGAAGGAGAUCCCGUGGACUACGCGUUAGGCUGGCAGGCGUACCUAGCAGCAGACCCUAACCAUCGGGCGACAGCCAAACGGAUUCCGGUCGUUAACAUGGCAAACGAGAAGCGUGCAGGCGGGGAUUGGGAAUCGGGUUCCAUGGCGCCAGAAGAAUGCUUUGCACGAAGGAGCAAUCUAGUACAUGCACUCACAAUGCCUUGGAAACCCCAAGCAGGUUCCGGCAUGUAUCCUCUCCCCCAGAGAGGUGGCAUAUACUCGCCGCAAGUGUAUGUAUAUCGGCAAGGUCCAGAUCAGAACUACGCCGUGCUGAAGGAGAUGAACUGGCUGCCCGUAAUAUCAGUAGCUCCUGUGCGACGACCAAAGCUUGAUGGGACAGGGAUGCGCUACUCGUUUUCCCAGGAGAAGGAGCUCAUGAGAGAAAAGAUGCGGGCUGUCCUUCGGAUCGCGUCCUACUGUGGCCACUCAAGCAUUUGUAUUGGCGCAUUCGGUGUGGGACCGACGUUCAGGAAUCCAGUGGGAGAGAUAGCCCGAAUGUGGCGGAAGUUAUUAUUCGAGGAGGAGGAAUUCCAAGGUGUCUUUACCGACGUGGUGUUCGCAAUUGAGAAAAGUCAAUCAGGCCCUGCAUCGAAGGACAAAUCGGACUACGACGUUUUUCGAAAAGAGUUUGACCCUUCGAUUAUCUUUCCAACAAAGUAUGCAUAACCUUCCUAGAUACGACAUAGGUGGAAAGGAACAGAGGAGAGCCUGCUAGCGAGCAGUUAUAGAAGGAUAGGAUUGGCGGCAGUUUCUGAACGGCAAUUUGCAGUUACUAAGAUGCGUUAGCUGGGUUG